Messenger RNA from Astyanax mexicanus (Mexican tetra), 2950 nucleotides. RefSeq lists its product as uncharacterized. The record is from RefSeq and is a predicted model, not a curated record. The transcript is spliced from 3 exons. NCBI's taxonomy places the organism in Eukaryota, Metazoa, Chordata, Actinopteri, Characiformes, Acestrorhamphidae. The coding region runs from base 1294 to 2046 and encodes 250 amino acids.
AUUUGCAUGAGAAUAGACCUGAAAUGGUUUCAGUCCAGAUUUAAAGAAACGUAAAAAAUAAAACUCAAACUGCACUGUUUAUUUACGUAUUUAUUUUUUUCUUAGGCACUUUUCCAAAAGUACACUGUAUUUUUGUGUCCCUUGUUUUUAAGCUUCUGUAUAAAAUCAGCAUUCUGUAAAAUGUGAAACAUCUAGCUUUUUUCCUAGAAGUGUCUAUUUGUUAUUACCUUAUGGGAUAAAAAAUAGAGAUGUAUAUCUUAUAUCACCAUUUAGCAAAAACAAAAGUUAAUAUAAUAUACAUUAUGUGCCUACAAGCCUACAAACUUAAAGGGCUUGUGCUAAAUAUCUGGAUAGUUUAAAUAUUAACAGUGUUGUUAUUUGCAUAGUGUCAAAGGUAAUUGUGCAAAGAGAUGUCAGGCAAAUAGUGAGUCAUUAGAAUAUCAAAUGCAAACUAUAAUGCAAUGUAUGUCACAAGAUAUGUGCCAUACAAUAUAGUCAAAAUUGAGCAGAAAUCUUAUAAUCAUACAUUCAUUAGAUCAAUGUAUGUUAAAGAUAAAUGAGUUAAUAUUCAGCUAACCUAAUAAUGAUAGUUUUCUACAGUGGAAAUGGUAAAAUAACAUUUUAAUUGCAGGGUUUCUCAGUAUGUACAUAUUUGCAGUCCACCCUGAAGGUCAUCCAUACUCACUGACCAGAGUAAAAGGACAUAGGGACAUAAACAGCUUUACACACUUUAUACACACACACUAUUUGUAAAUAUACUGUACGUCAAUUCAACACAACCACCCACUAAAUCAUAACUGUCUGAACCAUAAAGUUCUGAAUGAUUAUUUAUUUUAUUUCUGAUACUGUGUUUGAAUGACGCCACCUAAAUUGGCAGCAGCCAAGUUCCAGCACAACCAAGCAGAGUCAAAGUCAAAGUGAGGCUGGAGCUGCUCUUAUCUAUCAGCACAUAGACCCACAGAUACAGAGACAUGCUGAUACGUCAAGAACGCACAUGUGUGCACUGCACUUUGGACAUUGUGAGCAUGAUGAGGUGACAGAUAAAACCCCAGCACAAAAAUGAGAGAUAUGCACCCUCAGCUCAUCACAGAGCUCCUAACAACACUGACGUCAGACGCAGAGGAACCUUUACUUUGCUUUAGACUUCUUAGACAAAAUAAGAACUUUCUUUUUUUGACAUUUUUAAAUUGAGAGUAAAAAAACUGCAUUUAAGAAGCUGCGGGGUCUCUGCUGGAAAACCUGUGAGAGAUUUAAAAAUUCACAAAACAGUGAAAACCUCACUUUGGCAACACAAUGACGAUUGGCAAGAGUUCAAAGAAGAGCAAAGCCCCUCGCUCCCCUCCUUUUCUGGACCGGGCCAGUGGAUUCUACGGACGCUUAGAUGAAACUGAAGCAGAGGUUGGGAAAGAAGUGGAGACUGGAGAGAAAGAACCACAAACAAAGCCAGGAGUUGGACCAAGCAGCAUAGAUGAGCAGGAGCAUGGCAUUUCUGACUUCAGCGAGGGCAUGAUGGAGGACGAUGGUGCCACCCUUCUGCACAGGAAGCCCAGCCGCCUGAGCCGCCGCUGGAGCAGGAAAAGCUCCAGGAAGAACAAGGCUGAGAAGAGCUGCCAGAGCAGGGCAGAUAAAACUGAAACAGCUUCUCCUGUGGAACAGAACUUGGAUGUGCAAACAGAAAGCAAAGCUGAACCUGCACCUGCCAGCGAGGCUCCAGAACCAGUGCUGGUCCAUUUCUCCAUUAGAGAAGAAGCUGAUGAUCAAGUGCUCAUCUCAGCAAGGAGGGAGAGACAGGUGGAGAUUGAGGAGAAGACGAGAGAAGGAGAAAUUGAGGAGAAAUCAGGUGAAGAAAAUAUGAAGGUCGUGAAAAGGAGCACACUAAAGAAUUAUCGCAAGGCUUUUGACAGAGCACUCCGCCGAGGCUGGGAGACCUUCGUAGCGAACCUGUACAGUGUUACGCUGACUCCAAUCUCACCCUCCUCUUCUUCAUCAUCUCCACCUGCAUCAUCCACAAUGAACAGAAACGUUGCUUUAGCAGAAUACAGAUAAUACAAGAUCAGAAUAGCUUUUUAUACAUUUCAGUUAAUGAUUGACUGUGAAUGUGUUUAGAUAUAAUAUUUAUUAUUAUGCUUUUGGGAGCUGUUUUUUUGUUGAUAAUUUUCUAUUUAUCCUUUUAAUUAAUUCACAAUUAUGACUGAUCUAUAAACUGUACAAGAUUUAUAACACAUAGUACAGCUCAGGGUUUAUAAUUGCACUAAUGGAAUGUGAUAUUAUAUCCAGUUGAGUCAUUGGUGCUAAUGUGUUAUUUGUUUUAUGGUCCUACAUUUAGUAAAAUUUAGUAUUGUCUUGUUUUAGGAUGGUUUGUGAUGCAUAACCUGAGAGAACAGGAUUAAUAUGCUUAAUUCUGAAUAUUUGACUUUUGGUGUAAAUUAAUUAUUCAGUCCUGGUUUAUUAUUUAAGCAGGAUGCUGUUCCUGUUUACACAAACACAUGCAGAGCAUGUACCAAACCCUCCUCACAUCACCUAUUGGAGUGUUUUGGGAGUUUUUCCAGAUGUGUAACUGAAGAGCUGGGAACAGAAUAAUGGAGACAGAGUCAGCCGUUUGUCUUUAGACAGGUUACUGAGGAUGGGCUGAAAUCUCCAGUUCUGGGAGCUCUAAUUAAAAUAAAUGUAUUUUUAAACAUUUUAAACAUAUAUAUUUUUUUUUUUUUACUUUUUUUUUUCCCAUGGCCAUGAGGUGUAAAGCUGAGCCGCAAUUUCUGAAUUGUUUGCAUUGUUCAUAAACUAUUUAAUUAAUUAAUUUAUCAUAACAUUAUUCAAAUCAAAAGUAUGUAGUAAGCUUUCUUUUUCAAUGACCGGAGAGAGAUAUUGGAAAAUAAACAUUUGUUAUUUUAUUUGUCAUUAAUUUUAUGUUUUAAUGAAACAACAUUAAAUACUGUGUAUAUUUAUAAAA